AUGCCCGCACGCUUCAACACCAGACAAACACCGUAUCCUCUCCUUUCUGCCCAAGAUAGCGAUGGCGAUGACGGCGACGGCGACAGCGAUCGUACGCACUGCACUCUACGGCAGGAGGUGGUAGAUUCGGAUCCGCUCCUGGAAGGGCCGCGCGGGAAGUAUAUGGAAGGCCCGAGCAGUUCCUACGUCGCACCGGUACGGCAGUUUCCAAUGGCACAAAAAAGCACAACACGACGAAUCUCAAUGGGCGAUUGCACGGCGGAGGUCCAGGCGAUUGGGAAUGUUUGGUUGCACGACCAGCGGGCGGCAGAAGAGGCACAGGAGGCUUUCUUUGGGUGGUGACGAUGAUGGAUGCCAAAGACAUGAAAGGGGCAGAGAGAGAUGGUUCGGAUGGGUAUCACGCAAACAUCUUGGUGAACAAGAGAUCGAGAACUUAG
This is a messenger RNA of Hymenoscyphus albidus, 437 nucleotides long. The record is from the annotation of a GenBank genome assembly. Lineage: Eukaryota; Fungi; Ascomycota; Leotiomycetes; Helotiales; Helotiaceae.